This is a messenger RNA of Mesorhabditis belari, 426 nucleotides long. The record is from the annotation of a GenBank genome assembly. Lineage: Eukaryota; Metazoa; Nematoda; Chromadorea; Rhabditida; Rhabditidae.
AUGUGCAAAGGACUCGCUGAAGCAAUCACACAAAAUGACGAGAAGCUGCGCGAAAAGCUGAUUGGUGCUGCAGAAAAGCUUAUCCACCUGCCGCUUCACAUUCAAGCAUUAUGCAUUUUGCUUGGCACUUUGCAGCUGCUGAUUAAAUGUCAACAAGCCGACUAUGAAAGCGCUCUAGAGAUAAUCAGGAGAACUGGUCUAAUUCCAACUGUUCCGGAGCAAGUUCACGUUUUUACUUCACAAGAACAUUUAGCUCCUCGACAGGUAACGACAGUGCUUCCCGAUGUGUGUUUGGCGGUAAUGAAUUGUCUCGCGGUCUCCACAUUUCCUGUUCAACAACGUAUGCAAAGAUUGGGUCAAGCAAUCGUGAUGUUUGCAGCUGCCCUGCCCACAAGUUCCCACAGAACAUCAUCUCAAAGAUUCUCG